Messenger RNA from Aureobasidium subglaciale EXF-2481, 1113 nucleotides. RefSeq lists its product as uncharacterized. NCBI's taxonomy places the organism in Eukaryota, Fungi, Ascomycota, Dothideomycetes, Dothideales, Saccotheciaceae. Bases 360 to 1001 code for a protein of 213 amino acids. The record is from RefSeq and is a predicted model, not a curated record. The transcript has a single exon.
AUCAUUGUAGAGAACCAUGUUCUGACGUGUCCAAGGAAAAGCCGAAGUGUCGUUGUUGGCAAGCUCUUCCCCUUACUCUUCGACAAGUCGUGAAGAAGAAGGACCAGCUUGUCUCGAGCAACAAUAUAUCAGAUCGACGACCCGGCCCAAAAAAAAACAAAGAUUGGCUCAGUUCACCACGCUGUAUUGCGAAAGACGAUUCAGAAACCAUUUAUGCCCGGCGGUAGAACCUUAUCUCCGUCUAGUCCGAUACCUCCUUUCUGCUAACCCCGUCUUUGAAACGACGCAAGGGAUAAGACACUGUUCCCUCGCGUCCAAUAGUGAUCAGAAUUACUGAAUUUUGUUCAUUUCAACAAGUCAUGACUGACGUUACCCUCGCAUUUGACGCCAACGAUGCCUCGAACCCUGGCUGUUAUGGCCCGUCGCAGACCGCCCUUCUCCUCCUGGACUUUCACACCAUGUUUGUACGACACUCCGGACCAUCAGCACAUUCCGUUGUCACAGUGGCCGCGAGUCUUAGGAGAUGGGCCAAGCCUCAAGGCAUUCUGGUUAUCCACACACUGAUCGAUACAUCAAAAUUCCCUCUGCCCACUUGCAAGGACGCAACAAGAUACUCCACAAUAGUCUCCGCGAUGGAAUCAUCAAACACUGUCGCCGAGCCUUCGGAACUACUUGAAGAACUUGGGGAGAAAGACCUGACCUUCACGCGGCGACCUGGAUACAUCUCUGCGCUAAAGUCACCUGGACUGACGGACCUUUUGGCAGAGAAGGGAGUGAAGUCAUUACUGCUUGCCGGACUGAGCUCUUCAGGAUGCGUUUUGAGGACUGCUUUGCAGGCCACAGAUGAAGAAUUUGUGGUCACGGUGAUCCAGGAUGGCUGUGCUGACCUCAAAGCGGCGUUGCAUGACGUCCUGAUGGAGGAAGUCCUGGGAUCGAGGGGAUAUGUGAUCACUGCAGACCGCUUCCGAGAAGGCUAUGAAAAGAUCAGGGGCCUACGCUAAUGUUUGCUCCUUGACCAUGCAAGUGUCGCUGUGCACAAUAAGAAGGCUCAAGGGCCAACGACUCGCUGCGCGGUAACUCAGACAGUGGCUCUAUUUGACUGACCGCUACAUC